AUGACUGAGCAUGGGAUUGUGUUUGAAGAUAUUUACAACUUUGAUGAAGCUGGGUUUGCAAUGGGGCUCUGUGCAACUACCAAGGUCAUUACUAGUGCUGAGCACUACGGACGAGCAACUCUUAUACAGCCUGUGAAUCGUGAGUGGGUGACUGCAAUUGAGUCAGUCAACGCGUCAGGAUGGGCCCCUCCGCCGUAUAUUAUCCUCAAAGGUCACAAUAUUCAGGAAGGCUGGUUUGACGGGCUGCCGGAAGGCUGGAGAUUGGACGUUAGUCCUAAUGGCUGGACCACAGAUGAGAUAGGAAUCAAAUGGCUUACACGGCUGUUUAUUCCAGCUGCAAAUCCACGCAGGGUUGGAACCCAUAUUCUUCUUAUUCUGGACGGGCACGGCAGUCAUCUUACUCCGGAAUUUGACCAAAUCUGCAGUGAGAAUAAGAUUAUUCCUCUCUGCAUGCCACCACAUUCUUCACACCUUUUGCAGCCACUAGAUGUGGGUGUUUUUGCACCUUUAAAGCGCGCGUACGGAACCCUAGUUGAACAGCGAAUGCGGCUAGGAUUCAACACCAUUAAGAAGACAGAUUUCCUAGAUGCCUAUCCUGCAGCACGUCGGGAAGCCUUCAAGGCUUCAAACAUUCAAAGUGGGUUCAGGGCCACUGGAAUAGUUCCAUUGGAUCCUCAAUGCGUUGUUCAGCAGCUGAAUAUUCAACUCCGAACCCCUACUCCCCCAGCCAGCAGGUCAAGCAAUUCAACGUCAUCCUGGAUCCUACAAACACCUAGUAACCCCCGGCAAUUGCAGAAGCAGGUGAAUAAGGUCAGAAAUCUUAUGGAUCAGGAUCAACCUCAUGGGUUAGUGGAAGGCUUUGACCAAAUAAUCAAGGCCUGCGAAUACGGGAUGGUCAGCGCCAUGGUUAUGAAGAAGCAGUAUGAGGAUAUUUUCAAUGCAAAUGAGAAAGAGAAGCAAAAACGCAAGAGGUCUACACGCAGGAUCCCAAGUGCAGGGGGUCUAACUAGGAAUGAAGCUCAGAAUCUUAUUAUUCCUGCAGCUAAGCCCGUUGAACAGCCUGUUAUUCAACAUUCCGUACCUGCGGCCCCGGAGCCUAGACCCCGCAUACGAGCGCCACAACGCUGCAGCAAUUGCAAUACUGUUGGGCAUACAAGAAUAAGAUGUCCUCAACUUCAUGUAAUUUAA
Messenger RNA from Histoplasma mississippiense, 1188 nucleotides. RefSeq lists its product as hypothetical. The transcript has a single exon. Lineage: Eukaryota; Fungi; Ascomycota; Eurotiomycetes; Onygenales; Ajellomycetaceae. The coding region runs from base 1 to 1188 and encodes 395 amino acids. Gene Ontology annotation, molecular function: DNA binding. The record is from RefSeq and is a predicted model, not a curated record. Gene Ontology annotation, cellular component: nucleus.